Maudiozyma saulgeensis is the source of this 2379-nucleotide messenger RNA. Lineage: Eukaryota; Fungi; Ascomycota; Saccharomycetes; Saccharomycetales; Saccharomycetaceae. The record is from the annotation of a GenBank genome assembly.
AUGGAGAGGUUAGGACAUUUGAAAACUUACCAUUUCCCAGCGGCAAAUAAUGAUGAUGAUAACUCUCAGAGUUCAGAUUCAUCUCCAAUAGGUGGAUCUACAACACCUAAUCUUCUUUCUCAAAAUUCAGGUGAACAAGAGAAAUUAAUGUCUAGACCGCCAAGAAGAGUAUCUUCUACUAAUGAAUAUGAUGAUCCUUUCUCUAAUGCUGAAAUAUACUAUGGACCAGAGACUGACCCUAGAAAGGCUACCACUAAAUAUCAGAAGCAAGGUAAAAAAUUAAAUAGAACAAGAACAAUGAGUGUCUUUGGUAAUAUAUCUACAUCAAGACAAACUACAAUAGAGGAUCAUUAUUUAAAGAGACGUGGUUCAGAAGACGAUACUUAUUUAAGUAGUAAAGGAAAUCGUAGAUUUUUCAUUGAAAAUGUAGAUUCUACUUUAGAAGAAUUACUUAGAAAUGAAGAUACCGAUAGAAAUUAUCAAAUUACUAUAGAAGAUAAAGGUCCAAAAGUUAUUAAAGUCGGUACUGCAAAUUCUUUCGGGUUUAAUCAUAUUAGUAUUAGAGGUACAUACAUGCUUUCUAACUUAUUACAAGAAUUGACUAUUGCAAAAAGUUUUGGAAGACAUCAAAUAUUUUUAGACGAAGCAAGAAUUAAUGAGGACCCAGUUAAUAGGUUAUCCCGGUUGAUUACUAACCAAUUCUGGAACAGUUUAACAAGAAGAAUUGAUUUAUAUAACAUUGGUGACAUGGCUAGUGAUGGUAAGAUAGAUACUCCGGAGGCAAAGAACCCUAGAGUAUACGUUCCACAUAAUUGUCCGGAACAAUAUGCAUUUUAUAUUCAAGCAGCCCAAAUGAACCCUUCUUUAAAACUAGAAGUCGAAUAUUUACCAGAAGCUAUAUCUCCAGAGUAUGUCAAAUCAUUAAACAGAACACCAGGUUUGUUAGCUCUUGCAAUGGAAGAACAUGUUAACCCUUCAACUGGUGAAGCAUCCUUAAUAGGUUAUCCAUAUGCUGUACCUGGUGGUAGGUUUAACGAAUUAUAUGGUUGGGAUUCCUACAUGAUUGCUUUAGGUCUAUUGGAAGGUAAUAAAGUUGAUGUUGCAAAAGGUAUGGUAGAACAUUUCAUCUUUGAAAUUAAACAUUAUGGUAAAAUUUUAAAUGCAAACAGAAGUUACUAUCUUUGUAGAUCACAACCACCAUUCUUAACAGAUAUGGCAAAUAUUGUUUUUGACAGGAUUGGAGGGCAUAAUAACCCAAGCGCAAUUAAUUUCAUAAAGAGAGCGUUUGUAUCUGCCAUUAAAGAAUAUAAAUCAGUUUGGACUUCACAACCAAGAUUAGAUCCAGAAACUGGUCUCUCUUGUUACCAUCCAGAUGGUAUUGGUAUCCCACCAGAAACUGAGCCUGAUCACUUUGAUACUAUCUUAUAUCCUUAUACCAAAAAAUAUAAAUGCACAAUGGAAGAAUUUAGAAAGAUGUACAACGAUGGAGAUGUGAAAGAACCAGCACUAGAUGAAUUUUUCCUUCAUGACCGUGCAGUGAGAGAAUCAGGUCAUGAUACAACAUACAGAUUUGAAGGUGUCUGUGCUUAUUUAGCUACAAUCGAUUUGAAUUCUCUACUUUACAAAUAUGAGACUGAUAUUGCAGAUGCAAUCGAAAAAUAUUUUGGUGAUAAGUUUGUUGAUCCGAAUGAUUUUUCAGUGACAACAUCUGCUGAUUGGAGAAAACUAGCCAACGAAAGAAAGGAAAGAGUUAAUAAAUAUAUGUGGGAUGAAGAUUCUGGUUUCUUUUUUGAUUACAACGUACACAUUAAGAAAAGAACCUCGUAUGAAUCUGCAACAACUUUCUGGGCUUUGUGGUCUGGAUUAGCCACUCCGCAUCAAGCUCAAGUUAUGAUAGAAAAAGCUCUUCCAAAAUUAGAAGUCUUGGGUGGCCUUGUGUGUUGCACAGAGAGAUCGAGAGGUCCAAUUUCAAUCAAUAGACCUGUAAGACAAUGGGAUUACCCAUUCGGCUGGGCACCUCAUCAGAUACUGGCAUGGAAGGGUCUUGAGGAUUAUGGUUACAAAGGUAUUGCUAGGAGGUUGUCAUAUCGUUGGUUGUUCAUGAUGACAAAGGCAUUUGUUGAUUUUAAUGGUAUUGUUGUAGAAAAAUAUAACGUUACAAGUGGUAUUGACCCUCAUCGUGUAGAGGCUGAGUAUGGUAAUCAAGGUGCAGAUUUUAAGGGGGUUGCAAAGGAAGGUUUUGGUUGGGUUAAUUCAAGUUACUUAUUGGGACUCAAAUAUAUGGAUAGUCAUGCGAGAAGAGCUUUAGGUACUUGCAUUCCACCUGAUCCAUUCUUCAAAAACUUAAGACCAGAUCAAAUGAAAAUUUAUGAUUUGUAG